GGAGGAGGGCUGGCAGAAGGCUCCUGGCGCUGGCCAAUGGGCCCUUAGCCCCCCGGACAGGGCUUGACCCGCCGCCUGCCUCCCUGCCUCCCUCCCGAGGCUGGCUUUCAGCACCCAGGAGAGCGCCGCAAGAGGAUCAGAGCCCUUCCCGGGCCAAGAGACAGAGAGAGCAGUCUCCCUCCGGACCACCGGGCACCAUGGCCACCGAGGUCCACAAUCUCCAAGAACUACGGCGGAGUGCUUCACUGGCCACAAAGGUUUUUGUACAGCGAGAUUACAGUGAUGGGACCAUCUGCCAGUUCCAAACCAAAUUUCCUCCAGAGUUGGACAGUCGGAUCGAACGGCACCUUUUUGAGGAUACAGUGAAGACCCUCAACAACUUCUAUGCAGAAGCUGAGAAAAUUGGAGGCAGCUCCUACCUGGAGGGAUGCCUGGCCUGCGCUACAGCCUACUUCAUCUUCCUCUGCAUGGAGACCCAUUAUGAGAAGGUUUUGAAGAAGAUCUCCAAGUAUAUCCAAGAGCAGAAUGAGAAAAUUUAUGCUCCACGAGGGUUACUGCUGACAGACCCAGUAGAACGAGGCAUGCGGGUUAUUGAGAUCUCCAUCUAUGAGGAUCGUUGCAGCAGUUCCAGCUCAGGGAGCUCCAGCAGUGCCAGCAGCAGUGCUGGGGGUGGAGGUGGGGGGGCAGGGGGCCGGUGACUGGCACAGAGUCCCGGCAGGGACUUGUACUGCCGGGACGAUGGUGUCUCCGAGAUCCGCAGACUACGCUAUCAGAGCACUCGCUUCUGAGCUCCCCCGGGUGGGGUGGGUGGGAGGCCAGCAAGGAGUGUUGUGAUACCUUUGGGGUUUACAACAACUCACAAGAGAAAUGCCACUCUUAGGGGAUGCUUGAACUCAGCCUGGGAGGUGGGUCAUUCCUUCCCCUAAGUGUCUCACUCCUUAUGGCUCAGGCCUUGAUAGCCAGGCUGUGACACUGACAUUUCCUGUGGGCUCCUGGGGACACUGUGCCACCUUAGAUGCCCAGAUGUGUCAUUGCCUAUGUUCUGUGCCUGCCACAAGCUAUAGGCUGUCAUCCCAAAUGAUGAUACCCUCUUGCAAGACCAACAAGAAUGAAUCCAGCACCGUGAGCUCGAAUGGGAUGGGGCUGGCUGAGGGGAUUGGUGUGUUUAGGAUGCUGUUACAACCCUUUCCCCAAGCACCACCAUCCUAAACGUUGCACUGACAUGCUGUCUUAGCUCUUGCCUUUGCCUACAACUUUCUGCAUGUCACUUUCUUGGCACUUUGAGGCUUGCUGGGUGCUUAGAGCAUUGGGUGCUCACAGUGGUAUGGGGCAGCUGCCUCACCAAGUGCCUGCGUCCUCCCCCUUACUUACAAUUUGAGCACCUGAAAUGGCAAAAGUGUGCCUUUUGCUGAUGGCAAGAUAUCAGCUGUACAAGGGCAUCAUGGAAUAUGUCCUAUGCCUUGGAUCCUUAUAGGGCAUUCAAAGGGCAGGGGGUGUCUAUGGUGUUAGAGGAGAAUGGGUGUGUGAUUAUUAGAAGAUGGGACACGUUGGAGGUGCUCUGGGGAAGGACUAGCAGCUAUUAACUAGUUCAGCCCAGUUCAGCCCAAGCAGCAUCUUUGGGGCAUGUGUGUACAUAUUUAAUAUAGCCCUAGCCACCAAUGUUCCAACCCCACUGUCAAACUCACACUGUUGCAUUGUUUUCUGGCAAAAAGGAUGAAAAUAAAGGAGGACUCUAACCCCAAGCUGGGCAUAGAUAGGUUUAAUCCCCCCCCCCCUGCUUGCAAUCCUUCACUCUCUGCUAUCACCUACAUACUGGUGUUCUGCAGCAUCAUCUGAUUGCUUGCAUGCACAGGUUGCUUUCUUGUUGCAUGUGCUCCUCCCUGUCUCCCCUCCCCUGGUGUAAAUAGCGUUUGGGGCCCUGCAUAUAUAUGUAACCCUCUGGAUGCUGGUGCUUUAUCACUACUUCUCUGAGGCCUUUUAGUAGCACUCUGUACAACAAGAUGGGAAGGCAAAGAGAGAAGACUGUCCCAGGCUGCCCAAUGAACAGGUAUCCAAAUAAGGAAUGAAGCCUGCCCCACUCAACUCAGUUUCAGCAAUAAACAGCAGCUCCUCAAAUGCUUCCAACUUCUCACACACUGCAUACCUCCUCCUCUUGCCACAAGAAAAUAAUUAUUCAUGCCUUCUGGGCAGGAAGAAGAUUAUCCUGUGGAGAGUUGAUGCCUGGAUACUAUUAAGGUAGGAAAGUGAAUUGAAUGCUUGGCCUAGACAGACUCUGCUGUGACUCAGCUACUUCAUUAGUGCUCUAAACAUCUUGAAUUCAGAGGAAGACUUCCUUCUUUUUGUUGGUAGGAAGGGAUUUGGUGAGUGAGCAGAACCUGUUUUGUGCCCCAGGGUGAUGAAAGUGUUGCAGGGGUUAUGGCAGAGGCACAGAGAUUAGGCCAGUGUGGACCUGGGAGGGCUUUCCUGUGUGCCAAGAUGCCAUGAACAGCUGCUUCCCAUGCCAUAUGUCGGGUAUCACUUGUGCCACAUGAAUCUGGUGAUGAUUGUAUGCCUCUGUCUCCAUAUGGAAACCUCUGAUAAUAAAUUCCAAGUGAGAAUCAA
Messenger RNA from Sceloporus undulatus (fence lizard), 2601 nucleotides. RefSeq names its product golgin A7 family member B (gene GOLGA7B). The transcript is spliced from 5 exons. Gene Ontology annotation, cellular component: palmitoyltransferase complex. The record is from RefSeq and is a predicted model, not a curated record. The coding region runs from base 198 to 698 and encodes 166 amino acids. NCBI's taxonomy places the organism in Eukaryota, Metazoa, Chordata, Lepidosauria, Squamata, Phrynosomatidae. Gene Ontology annotation, biological process: peptidyl-L-cysteine S-palmitoylation; protein targeting to membrane.